CCUCCGGAGCGAGUUCGGUCCUGGCGUUCAUUUCAUUCCUGUCCUCAUUCCGAACAUUCUUAGCAUCGCUCGCGCCGCGCCGGGCCGCCCGAGCCGAGCCGAGCCUCUGCAGCCGCCGCCGCGGCCCCGCCGCCCGCUGCGGGCGCCCACCAAGCACUUUGCAGACUCGCUUCCACCCUGCGGGCCAAUCCGCGCGGCGGGGCCCGGGCCCGGGGCGGCCGCCUCCGGAGACAGGCCAUGCAGUGAAACCCCUCCAGCCCCCCCAGUGCCCGAAGCCGCGGGCAGUAGCCCAGUGCGCACAGCCGGCCCGGGAGGAAGCUUUGCUAGGCAGGGGUGGGGUGGCUCGGCCCGGAGGUAGGGAGCCGGGCACCGAGCAGGGGGCGGGAAAGCGGCGCAGAAGUUUGUCUCGGACUCGCCGGGCGCUGCGGCGGCUUCCUUUGCCGAGGUUUAUUUUCUUGAAGAGGCUCCAGGCUUCGGCUUGGAAAAUCCAACCGCCAAAAUUGAGCCCAGCAGCUGGAGCGGCAGCGAGAGCCCUGCCGAAAACAUGGAAAGAAUGAGUGACUCUGCAGAUAAGCCAAUUGACAAUGACGCUGAAGGGGUCUGGAGCCCAGACAUUGAGCAGAGCUUUCAGGAGGCCCUGGCUAUCUAUCCACCCUGUGGGAGGAGGAAAAUCAUCUUAUCAGAUGAAGGCAAAAUGUAUGGUAGGAAUGAAUUGAUAGCCAGAUACAUCAAACUCAGGACAGGGAAGACGAGGACCAGAAAACAGGUGUCUAGUCAUAUACAGGUCUUAGCAAGAAAGAAAGUUCGAGAAAUUCAAGCCGCCAUUAAGGUGUCUAGUCACAUUCAGGUUCUUGCCAGAAGGAAAUCUCGUGAUUUUCAUUCCAAGCUAAAGGUAACAAGCAUGGAUCAGACUGCAAAGGAUAAGGCCCUGCAGCACAUGGCAGCCAUGUCGUCAGCCCAGAUCGUCUCGGCCACCGCCAUUCACAACAAGCUGGGGCUGCCUGGCAUCCCGCGCCCGGCCUUCCCAGGGGCGCCAGGGUUCUGGCCUGGAAUGAUUCAAACAGGGCAGCCGGGAUCCUCGCAAGACGUCAAGCCCUUUGUGCAGCAGGCCUAUCCCAUCCAGCCAGCGGUCACGGCCCCCAUUCCAGGGUUCGAGCCUGCAUCAGCCCCAGCUCCCUCGGUCCCUGCCUGGCAGGGCCGCUCCAUUGGCACAACCAAGCUUCGCCUGGUGGAAUUCUCAGCGUUUCUUGAACAGCAGCGAGACCCAGACUCGUACAACAAACACCUCUUCGUGCACAUCGGGCAUGCCAACCAUUCUUAUAGUGACCCAUUGCUCGAAUCAGUGGACAUUCGUCAGAUUUACGACAAAUUUCCUGAAAAGAAAGGUGGCUUAAAGGAACUGUUUGGAAAGGGCCCUCAAAAUGCCUUCUUCCUCGUAAAAUUCUGGGCGGAUUUAAACUGCAAUAUUCAAGACGAUGCUGGGGCUUUUUAUGGUGUAACCAGUCAGUACGAGAGUUCUGAAAACAUGACAGUCACCUGUUCCACCAAAGUUUGUUCCUUCGGGAAGCAAGUAGUAGAAAAAGUAGAGACGGAGUAUGCAAGGUUUGAGAAUGGCCGAUUUGUAUACCGAAUAAACCGCUCCCCGAUGUGUGAAUACAUGAUCAACUUCAUCCACAAGCUCAAACACUUACCAGAGAAAUACAUGAUGAACAGUGUUUUGGAAAACUUCACAAUUCUAUUGGUGGUAACAAACAGGGAUACUCAAGAAACUCUCCUCUGCAUGGCCUGUGUAUUUGAAGUUUCAAAUAGUGAACAUGGAGCACAACAUCAUAUUUACAGGCUUGUAAAGGACUGAACAUGGUUAUUUAUAUAUAUAUAUAAAUAUCUGUAUAUAUACACACACACAUGUGCACACACACUCUCCAUUAUCAAACGACUGAAUGACUGUAAACCUCACCACACAGGGGGGUGCCCGGUCCCAGGGUCAUCCCAACUUUUCUAAAUCCUGUUUGAGUGAAGUCAUUUUUUCAUGUGUUCAUACUAUCCUUGUAGCUGUGAAGUUCUGGUACAGUUGUAAAAAGAGAAAUAUGUGUUCUUCAGAUCUAUAGCCCACAAUUCCUCGGGAAAGAUGAACCUUAAGAACCCAAGGCUCUGUCGACUGAGACCUGUUUUUAAUUGUGGUAGAAAAUACUAAGACAGAGCAUUUGCCAUGGGACAUUUACAGCCUUUAUAAAAAUAUGUUUAGUUCUUCUAUUCCAACAUAAAAUUCUUGUUUUAAGAUACAAGUAAAAUUAAUCUUUAAAUAUAAAUGUAAAUUAGUACACAAAACUAAGAAACUUUAGACUUAUCUUUGUAACUAAUUAGGGUGGAAGUUAUGAAAGAAUGUAAUUCACUAAAUUAUUUUUUAAAUGAAACCUUUCUUUCUUUUUGAAACCAAAUGUUAAAAUAUAGCCUUAAGAAAUGCUUGGUAGAAAUAUCCUAAUGAGACAAAUUUGUACUUUUUUCCUCAAGGUUAAAACUAAUCUCCUAAUCUAUUAAACUCUUGAACAGGUAUUACAAAGGAAGUAAACUUCACCCCUUUUCCUUAACAUAUAUAAGUAUAUUUAAAAAUUUAAAAUUGUAUUGUGCUAAUGUGAUGAGCUGAUUAUUUAAUGAGAAAGAAAAGACGGCUCUUUUUGCAAUAAGUAGAUAAAAACUGAAAAUUUAAACUUACAGUGUUUAUAGUCUUGUGUGUGCAGUUAUAUUUUAUAUAGACAACCAAAAUUUUUACUGAGAUGAGUAAAUAUUUGAACCACUAAAAUUUAAUAACGAAAUUUUUUAAUUGGCAUGAAUACUGCACUGUGAGCUGCAAAAAAUAGAAAUUCCUGUGGCUGGGAGAAAAUGUCAUCAACCAAGCAAGUAAAAGGCUCAUCAGCUAUAGCAUCUCUGCUCCCCAGAAAGAUGCAAGCUUCCUCACCAGCCUGUGGAUAAAUUAUUUUUUUCUGGUGAUCUAAUGUGCAUAUUAACUUGCUCUAACUAUAAGUGUGUGUGUGUGUGUAUCCAUGUAUACACAUAUAUAGUUACUCAGCACAUAUUUAUUGAACAUGUUUAAAGUCAUGCACUUUGCUAGGUGCUGACAUGUCUGUAUAUUCUCAAUCUUUGUCCAUAAAUCUAGAUCUAAUAUCUCUAAGGACAGUCAUUUUUUUGACAACUUUCAAUAAGCCACAGUACUUUUUGACUUGGGUUUAAAGAGGCCCAGCCAUCUAUCUCCAACCUUUUCCAGCAGGCUCAUUUGGGAGGCUCUCUUCCCAGAAGAGAUUCAACUUUCCCAUCCAAAUAUUCCAAAGCUUUGCCCAGGGAUAGUUUAUUGUGGCCACAUGUCUUGGGGUUUUUUCCAUAAGUGCUUCAUUGAGAAGAGGAUAAGAGAUAGCCCCAACUUGCCCAAGGAAAAUAACGUUUUUAUCAUUGUUAGGAAGAUGUUAAAACAUUAGAACAUGAAAUUUUUAAGCUGUGAAACAUGUCAAGAAUUUUUCAUCAAGCUGGAAUACUAAGUUCUACCACAUUCAAGUAAUGUACACACCCCUUCCCUUCUUCAGCAUCUGCUCUGAUACUGCCUGUACGUUUGGACAAAGUCUGGUGGUCGUGAGCAUAAGUGUGUGGCUGGCUCAUGACCAACACAAAAACACUCUGGCUCAAGCCUGACCUCUCCCAAAUUGCAUGCCACUGAAGACUGGGAAGACCAGAGGAGAAAGUGCAAAACUCGCCCCAUUUGGAGUGCACAUCCACCUAAAGCAGGAGGGCAGCACUUCUCUGUUUUCCAUAAGGAAGCUACCAUUUGUUCCCUGAUUCCAAGCAGGACUUGGAAGAAUUGCCAAAGCUGUCCACCCCUUUGUCUGGUCUUUAGCCCAAGAUUUAAGCCUCUCCUUUCUUCCACAGUCACCACGUUUACUGGGACUGCUAUUGGACACCCCUCUUUUGCCCCAGUUCCCUGCAUCCUUUUUCAAGGAAGCCCCCAGCUUUCCAGAUUCAGGGCUAGCUGAAGGGGUACAAGUGAUCCUACAUGCUUAAAAACCAGGACAUCCCAGAACCUCAGGGGGAGAGAUAGCUAGUCAGCAUUCCCACCCAAGAACUGGGCUCUUACGGACUGCCAGGAAGCCUUUUGGGAUUCACUUUUUAAAGCACAAAAAAGACUGAGCCCAAGGAGACUGGCUAGAGGGUACCUCUGCUGGCUGCAGAGAAGGGCACACCCAGGUCUUCUGAGUGCUACUGAUGACGUGCCACUGUUAUCCUCUUUCUCAUUAUGCCUUUGUAGUUGAGUUUGGGGGCUUCUGUGAAUGAGUUUUUGCUUAUAAAAUUUUUCCAAGAUUACGUCUUACUAUGUUCUUCUAAAGCUUUCUCCAGGGCAGAUAUUUUCUAAUACUCAAACUCCUGGGCCUCUCUUUGUCGCUCCAAAAUCAGACCCUACGGUGGGAUUUGUGUGAGGACCAAUUAAUCCAUAACAUCCAAUGUGAGAUGGCAGAGCCUUCUCCCCUUUGCUCUAAAGCUUUCCAAAGCCCUGUCCUCACUCUCCUCUUCCAGGUGCUCUAUCUCCAGGUGACCCUCCAAUACCAGAUUUGUUUCAGGGACAUCUUGUGCUUUUACUGGAGGGUUUGGAGGCAGAUUUCCCAUAGCCUAAACAAAGGGAGGAGCUGGAGAACUAGGCUGCAGUCUCUUGGCAUUUAUUUCCAUCUGAGCAAGAGACCGGAAAUAAAAUCAGGGCUUCUUCAGAACCUGUCCUCGAAUCACAGGAUGUUCAAGUUACCCUAAACUAGGGUCUCUCAACCUUGACAUUAUUGCUGUUUUGGACCAGAUAACUCUUUGUUGUGGGGAGCUGUCCUGUGCAUUGUAGCAUGUUUAGCAACAUCCCUGGCCUCUGCCCACUAAAUAGCACUCCCUUUCCCCAGCUAUGACAGCCAAAAAUGUCUCCAGACAUUGCCAAAUGUUCUCAAGAAGCCCAAGGUAAAAACCAUUGCCCUAGACCUUAGAGCUCACAAUUACCAUGUGUGAGAGGUUUUCCCCUCCACAGCACCUGCCAGAGAUUCUGGGAGACAAGUUUCAGGUCAUCAAGAGGCAGGUAGGAGUAGCAAUCAAGGGAUAUUGUGUCCAUGUUUCAGAACUUUUUUACAGUAGUCUCUUGCUACAAGUAGUCUUUCACUCCUCCCUGGGGAAGUUGGGAACAGGUGGGCUCCAUCAUCCCUGUAAUCAGCCCGCUCCUAUCUAAAGAGCAUUUCUAAUUCUAUUGUAUCUUCAGGCCUUAGUUUUCUGGGGUAAGAAAAUUCCAGGUUUUUUUCAUCAUUUUUCAUAAAUCCAUGGUUCUCAUCAUCAAACCUUUAAUUAUUUCAGUGAAUUUCCCCUGGGCUGCUUCUACUGUCUGCCUUACAGUCAAUAUUCUUUGUAGAAUUUAUUGAAGCUUCUGGGGUGUUUUUCUGCAUCUUUAGGGAUGGAGGAGGGAACGGUCAAUUCCAGAAGAGAGCUUAUAGAUUUUUUUUUUUCCUUGAGCUAAAAGCACAACCUACUCCUUCAUAUUGUAGAUGAGAAGGGGGGGACAGUGUCACCCAGCUGGUUUGUGGCAGAAAAAGAGUGAGGAUCCAGGACUCCUGUCACUUAAUCCUUGGCCUCUUCUAUUAGUACUCUGUGCUUAAAUGAUCCCUAAAAAUGUGUGCACAGGGUCAGUUCAGAAGAGAGGGAAAUUAAUAAAUCCUUUGUGCUAAAGCAACACUUCACCCCAGUGCUGCUUUUUAUACUGCGUGUCUUGUCUGACCAUAGCUAUCUGGGGCACCCAAAAGCAGAUAUGAAAGCUGAUGAGCCUUUUCGUCUGCUCUGAGGACAAUUCACCUGCCACAGGCUGAGUCAAAUUUCUAUUUGCUAAGCAUCCCAGCAGCAAAGUCCUGUACUCACACCAGCCAAAAAGCAGCCCCCUUUCUGAGCACUUGGUAUUACAAGUCCCCCAGUGACUUUGAACCCAAGUCUUCUUUUGGUUUCAGUACUGUAGUGGCUUUAGCAGCUUGUUUUUGUACAGCCGUAAAUUAUUUAAAUCAUAUGAAAUGACAGUCAAUUUUACAAACCAGGUACAUAUAAUUUGUAUAAUUUUUUAUCUGCUCUGGUACACUACACUUGUCCUAACGAACGGUAGAACCAGUCCUGUUUCUUGGUGUACACACCUGUGUCAUUAGGAGGUGAUGUCUGCAUUGCUUAUUUCUUUACAUUGAUGUUUCUGCAGCAAAGCCCUGCACGUCAUUUCUGAAAAGCCUUAAAUCUUUGAGAUGUUGCAUGUAGGGUAUGCAGUGCAAAAGGCUGCCUCAGAACUGUGAGCCCUUUUGUAAGCUGGAAGCAUUUCUCUUACUACUGUUACUUUUUUAGGAAGUUUUAAAUUCAGAGCUGCCAAAGCAUUCCAGUAAGCAGUGCCUUAGUGAUACCUUAGUCAUGCUGCCAGCCUUUUCUUACUACGCCUGUUCUCAAUGUUCAUUUACUAAUUGGCCCAGUCUUUAAAACAGAACAAGCAAAACUUGUUUUCAUUUUUGUUUUUGAAGCCCAUUUUUCUCCACUUCUAUAGGAAACUGACUACUUGGUCUAAAAUCUGAAACCCAAUACAAGUCAGUUCCUUGACCACACUCUGAUGUAUAUACCAAAACGAAAGGUUACGACUUCAUAGUUUACUAUGGAAAGUAAAUUUUACUUUUAAUGUUGCCUUUUAAAUUCAUGACCAAAUACUUAGCUAUUUGUGACUCUUCUGCACUCUAGCAUGAAAGUGCCUUUGGUUUGAGAUUCCAGCUUAGAAAAGUGCUGCCAUAAUAAUGACAAUUUGUAGAGAGACCAAAAAUAUUUUGAGAUCACCGUAAUGCCUUUGGUUUCCUGGGAUGAGCAACCAACCACAGGUCUCUGUUCACAGAAGAGCACGACCUGGGCCCCUGCCUGCUGUGAGUUUGUCUGUCAGUGGGGAGCCCUCCCCACGCCGCUCGCUCUCCAGUAGCACUCUGCAGCAAGAAGGACCCCAGGACUGUUGUGUUUGUGUGUGCCGGUGACCCGGCGUGUCGUUUCAGCUCGUCACCCAGCCCUGCAUCUACGAGAGGGAACUUCCACACAAACAGCAGAAUCUCUACCAGUGGACAGAUGUGACAGCUUCCUCGUAUUCAUGUUCAGUCUCUGUGGAGGCUUUCUUUUCCAUUCAAACAACUGUGCGCACUUAGUUGGUUUACGCAACGAUACCAUUUUGAAAGUUGGAAGCUUCAAACUGAGAUGACAGUGCAGAACAAAAAUGAGUUAGGGUCAUUAUAAUUGAAGUGUUCUUCUUAGGGCGAAAAUGUUGACUCUGAGUGCUGUGUAUGAGUGUGCUAUGAGAAACCUCCAAAGAGCACCUUUCACAAUUUGGCAUUUUCAAAGACUGUUCUAGCCCUUGCGGGGCAACUUGUUAAAGUCUGUGUUGGCUUUUAUCGAAAACCCUGUAUAAAUUGGUAAAACCAGUAAAGGUGAGGAGGAUGAGUGAAAAGGACAAAAAGGCAAAAAGAAACACCAGCCAAACAAAAGCCAGGAAGAAAAGAUUUUCUUUACCAAUAUAGACUUAAAAUAACUUCAGACAUCUUUGAAAGUUAGCCUCACAACUCUUAAUGUAUACGUUCUGUCUGUCUCUAUGUGGGGUCUUUAAGAAGACCCUCAUGGCUCUGAAAUUUCAGGAGUGGUUCCUGUCCAUACCAAGUUGCGAGUAUUUACAGAAAUUUCUACCAAAAAAAAAAAAUUAAUAAAAGUGAAAAGGAAAAUUACUCAACGCAAAUUAUGGUUAGCUGCUUAAAUUCUCAACUCCUCCUUAGGGGUACAAUACCACAACUUGGAAGAAAUUACAGUCAAAUGUUUGUUUUCCUGCUUCUCUUUUCAACUGUUACUGUGCUUUGGCAAUAGUUUUCUCUCAUAAACUCAUUGCUCAUAUUGUUAAAAAUGAAGGUUUUGUGUUUAAAAUUUAUCACAAAGGAUCAUUUCACUGAAGUCAUGCACCUUUAAAUAAGGUGAAAUAUUUGUAUUUAUUGUCCUGUUUCUUAAGCUGUAACUUGUUUUAUGCUAUAUGAAUUUGCAUCAAGUCAGUCACGUGCCACACUGCAAAUCAUUUUAUUAUUUGAAACAGCAUUUUUGUUCCUCUCGGUUACCCUUAAAUGGAGUCAGAUUCCAGCAGUUUCACCUCUUUCCGGUUGAGUCUCUCCUGUCUGCCUUCCAUUAUGGGAUUGUUUUCCCUUCCCCGUUCUGUAAGAGAGGCUGACAGAAUCUACGCAUAAAUCAAUUGGAAACCAGUCUCUGACUUUUUAUUUUUUGCAUUAGUCAAUUUCUGUGUUUAGUUCCACUGUGUAAAUUAGAUUUGAACUGCACUUCAUAAAAAAACAAAAAAGAAUACAUCUCCCUGUUACCUCCUUGAAAGAUUCAUUUCUGUAGGCCUUUCUCAAUAGGCUCAUGAAUGCAGACAAAUUUAAAAAAAAAGUAAAAACAAAAACAGUACGUGCCUGAAAAAUGACAAAAAAAAAAUUUGUAACAUUUAAAAACAGAAACCUGAAUAGCCUUUAAUUCUUUAAUAUGCUUAAAUUUUAUGUAAAUCAGUUUUGUUUUGUUUUUUGCCACGUGUGUUUGUUCACAUUCUAAAUGACUUAAUGGGAUUCUCGCAUCUGUGUCUUCAUGUCAUGUGUAUAAGAUGGGCUCGUGAUGUAAGCGUUUUCAUCUGGUCAGUGGUUCCUUUGAUAUUGUACUGCUGCUGGGAAUGGGCUCUGGAACCUGCCUUUGGGUCGUGGGGUUCCUCUUGGUAGAUUGGGGGGUGGGGGGCAAAGUCUCACACACAGUUUUCUUAACCUAUCUACAGAAACUUUCAAAAGGCAUUUGGUUAAACCUCUUGGCAGUACAGUAUUCUUGUAUUUGUUAAUGUCUGUGUUUAGGUACUGGUACCUUUUUGUUUAAAAAUGUUCUAAGUGUUGGCUUUAAAGUGAAUUUAUCUUUAGUAUGAUAGUUAUAUGAAAAUUAUAGGGUUUGUGUGCAGAGAAUUUUUUUAUAAAGUGCUUUGUAAAAAAAAAAAUGUAUUCUAGCUUUCGCGGUACAUAUGUGUGAUAACUUUAAUAUCCAUGACAGUUAAGUGCAAUUAUUUCAUCACUCUAAAAAUGCUAUUUUUGUGUCAGUUCCUGCAGGUGUUUUCAUGUCUUUGCAAAGUGACACAUUUUGAUGCCUUCUUGAUAAAGUGGUAGACAUUUUGUAGCUUUCUAGAAACUUUGUAUUCAUACGGUAUCAAUGAAAAAUAAAAUGAAAGUG
Messenger RNA from Choloepus didactylus (southern two-toed sloth), 9291 nucleotides. It is a transcript of the gene TEAD1, whose product is annotated as TEA domain transcription factor 1. NCBI's taxonomy places the organism in Eukaryota, Metazoa, Chordata, Mammalia, Pilosa, Megalonychidae. Gene Ontology annotation, molecular function: DNA-binding transcription factor activity, RNA polymerase II-specific; RNA polymerase II cis-regulatory region sequence-specific DNA binding. Gene Ontology annotation, biological process: embryonic organ development; regulation of transcription by RNA polymerase II; hippo signaling. The record is from RefSeq and is a predicted model, not a curated record. Bases 545 to 1855 code for a protein of 436 amino acids. The transcript is spliced from 14 exons. Gene Ontology annotation, cellular component: transcription regulator complex.